AUGGGGCUGCGAGACAUGCUCAAGAAGAAGGACGGGCUCAACGAGGGAGCCAGCGGGCGGCACGCAGAGACGCUCGACAGGCUCAACGCCGGGCCCGAGUUCACCUUUAUCCGGUCCGACACGCACACCCAGGAGAUCAUCCAGCCGCCGUCACACCCAGCCGGGGAAGGGUCGUCGUCACGCCUGGCCGCGGGCAAGGAGCCGAACCUCGCCCGCCGCAGCCUCGACGUGUUCCGCAGCGGCGGGUCGCGGUCGCGGAGCAACAGCGCGUCCAAGGGGAGCGACGACGUGCGGCACUCGCUGCAGCAGCCCGCCGCAGACCCGGCGUCGAGCCGCCGGCUGUCCCAGCGGCUGCACCUCUCGCGGUCCCCUGCCUCGUCCGACUACGUGCCGCAGAACCUGCCCGCGAUCAAUGUCGUCGCGGCCAGUGGCGACGUCGAGAGCGAGUCACAAUGGGAGAACCGGGCGACCAUUCUAGCCCAAGCCAACGAGGAGCGGCGCAAGAGUCCGGAGGAGCAGCACCAGCAGCAGCGGGACGGGGGUGCUCCCUCACCACAAGCGCCGCCCGGGUCGAAACCAGGGACCAUCUCCAAGGCCACGGACGACGAGCUGCAAGAGGCCAUCAGGUUACACGAGGAAGGCGAGCUGGAGCAGUCGACGGCAGCGUUUGGGCGGCUCGCGAACCCCAACGGGGCGAACAACCCGCUGAGCCAGGUGCUCUACGGUCUGGCGCUGAGGCACGGCUGGGGCUGCGAGCCGAACCCGGAGCGCGCCGUGUCGUACCUGUCGGCGGCGGCGUCCAACGCCGCGACGGUGGAGAACCUGGCGCUACAGGCUGGUAUGAAAAAGGGCGGUGCGGCCAAGGGCGAGCUCGUGCUGGCCAUCUUUGAGCUGGCAAACUGCUUCCGCCACGGCUGGGGCAUACCGCGGGAUCCUGUAGCGGCGAAGCAGUACUACGAAACGGCGGCAAACCUUGGAGACAGUGAUGCUAUGAAUGAGGUUGCAUGGUGCUAUCUAGAGGGCUUUGGGUGCAAGAAAGACAAGUAUGCGGCAGCGCGGUACUACCGAUUGGCAGAGGAGAACGGCAACAAGACACUGGGCAACAGCUGGAUCUGGAAAGACAAAUACGCGCCCGAGAACGCCGGCAAGAAGAAGUAG
Microdochium trichocladiopsis is the source of this 1158-nucleotide messenger RNA. RefSeq lists its product as uncharacterized. Lineage: Eukaryota; Fungi; Ascomycota; Sordariomycetes; Xylariales; Microdochiaceae. The coding region runs from base 1 to 1158 and encodes 385 amino acids. Gene Ontology annotation, molecular function: protein binding. The record is from RefSeq and is a predicted model, not a curated record. The transcript has 6 exons.